Fusarium sp. VM40 is the source of this 1767-nucleotide messenger RNA. NCBI's taxonomy places the organism in Eukaryota, Fungi, Ascomycota, Sordariomycetes, Hypocreales, Nectriaceae. The record is from the annotation of a GenBank genome assembly.
AUGACUCGUCUUCAUCCUUUUAUCGUUUCCACACUCUGUCUCCUAUCCUCUGCCUGGGGAGGUAACAUCCCUGGCAAGUCCUGCAAGGCUUACCCAGGCACUUCAGACUGGCCCUCCCAUAACACAUGGUCGCGCUUCAACGACACUCUAGGCGGGAAACUCCUUGCGCCUACGCCCCCUGGAGCCGUGUGCCAUAAGGACUGGCCUACCUAUAACAAAGAUACAUGCUCCAACGUUGCGACUGCGUGGAAGAAAUAUGACUUGCACACUGAAGACCCCGUCUCUCUUAUUUAUGAUCAGUUUUCCAACUGGACUUGUCUUCCAGAUGCAGACUUCCCGUGUAGUGGCAGUGGUUACCCUGCGUAUGUUGUCAACGUCACUAAGCCAGAGCACAUCAAGAUUGGCAUCGACUUUGCUCGCAAGCACAAGAUUAGACUCAUUGUCAAGAACACUGGCCAUGACUACAUGGGCCGCUCUAUUGCCCCAGGCUCACUGUCGCUCUGGACUCAUCAUUUAAAGGAUAUCACCUACCACAAGGGAAGCUUUAAGUUAUACAACUCAAAGACUACCAUCACUGGUGAUGCUAUCACUGCUGGUGCUGGAUCUCAGAUGUACGAUGUCUACACUUAUCUAGACAAGUAUGGCCGCGUUGUCGUCGGCGGCGGUGGAAAGUCUGUCGGGCUUGGAGGCUUCGUCACCGGAGGAGGACAUUCGCUCUUGUCGCCUCGAUACGGUCUUGCUGUUGAUCAGGUUCUUCAGAUGACGAUGGUUACACCUAGUGGUAAGAUCUUGACUAUCAACGAGGAUAACCAUCGUGAUUUGUUCUGGGCCAUGCGAGGAGGCGGCGGUUCUACCUUUGGAGUGCUCACAUCCAUCACUCUCAAAGUCUACAAAACACCCAAAAUCCUAGCUUCAAGCUGGCUAGUCGGAACUUCAUCCGAAGCGCCCUUCAAGCACGACCUCCUCGCCUACAUCCUCUCGCAGUUCCCAUCUCUUGCAGACGCCGGCCUUUCAGGCUACACUUCUCUCAGUCCAAAGGCACCCAACCCCGCCCCAUCUCCAGGCGCACCAGCAGAAGUUGCCGGGAUCCAGGGCAUUUUCGUCGCACAGGAUGUGCAAGACCCUGAGUACAUCCACAAGCUCUUCAAACCGAUCAACGAAACUCUUCAGAAGCGCUGGCCCGGCAUGGUGCAGUUUACUGCUUCGAAUGAGAAGUAUAGCUCGUUCUUGAAGUGGUACGAUGUUUAUUACGACACAGGCGCUGCCGGGGAGACCAAUUAUCUCGUCUCGAGGCUUCUGACCAAGGAUUCUUUGGAGAAAGAUGAGAAGGCUUUGGGUUAUGCGGUAGAGCAGGGAUCAAUUCCUUCAGGUGGUAUGAUCGCUCACUUGGUAGCUGGGAAGGGUGUUCGUGAUGCUCGGCCUAGGGGAGGAAGUGCUUCGGUGAAUCCUGGUUGGAGAAAGUCCUAUGUUCACAUCCUCGCUGGCCAAACCUUCGAGCCCUUCAACCGAACCGACGAAGCUCAGGCUAUAGAGAGCUUGAUCAAAACCUGGCAGCCAUUCCGCAGACUCUCGCCUGACACAGGCGCUUACGUUAACGAGGCUCUUCCCUUCGAACCAGACUGGCAGCAUACCUUCUGGGGCAGCAACUACGAGAGACUUCUGGCUAUUAAGAAAGCUGUUGAUCCUGAGGAUGUGUUUUGGUGCCUUCCAUGUGUUGGAAGCGAUAAAUGGGAGCAGAAGAGCAAUGGUCGUCUUUGCAGAAUCUAG